AUGUGCCACGUACCAUUGUGUUAUUUAUGCGUGUUCCACCUGCUUAUACAAGCAUCUAUACAAUAUAUUGUAGAUCCUUCACAAGAACAGACAUACAGUAUCAAUAUAUUUACGGGAGAUAAAAAAAUUGUAGAUCCUUCACAAGAACAGACAGACGGUAUCAAUGUAUUGAUAGGUGAUCAAAAAGAAGAUAUAAAAAAGUCCAUUAUUAACUCGAAAAAUUCGGAUUCAGGAUUAGAAAACAGAAUAGAUUUAUUAAAACAAGACAUACAAGAGAUACGUAUCAUCAAUUUAUUGAAAGAAGAUAACAUAAUUGUAGAUCCUUUAAAAGAACAGAUACAUAAUAUCAGUAAAUUGCUAGAUGCUAACAAAGAGGAUAUAUUAAAGUCCAUUAAUAACUCAAGAACUUCGGAUUGGAGAUUAGAAAACAGAAUAGAUGUAAAUUGUGUAGAUCUUAAUGUUAAACGACUUGGUCCAAUGGCUGCUGUUAAGAGAACCAUCAUCAAUUUAGAAAGAUGGGAUACUUGUCUUUCUAAACAAUAUGAGCAAUAUGAAAGUAAACCAAAGUAUGAUUGCUCCACAUAUGAAUCGCGAAUACCACAUGCUAAGGUUUUAUACAACGCGACUCUUUAUCGAACAGUCCACUCUGUUGCAUAUAACUUUUACCUUGUUGUGCGCCUUUUCCGAAAUGAUAUUAAAAAUCAACUUCUCAAAGACGUAAGCUAUAAAUCAGAUUGA
Molecule: messenger RNA, 738 nt
Organism: Schistosoma turkestanicum
Lineage: Eukaryota; Metazoa; Platyhelminthes; Trematoda; Strigeidida; Schistosomatidae
Source: the annotation of a GenBank genome assembly